AGGAAUAUGGCUGCCCCACGAACAAAUCCACAAGAUCCUAUUUUGGGUCCCCCUGAAGAAAGCCUAGAAGGGAGCUAUGAUGCUAAGACUGCUGUCACGGGAAUGCGUAACAGAUACAGUAGUAUCGAACAAGGCAGAAGAGGACAGGACAUUUUUGAAGAGGACUAUGUCAUGCUACAGAAACCGGAGAAUGAAAUUGAGGCUCAACGUAUGGCAAACAAUUAUCUGUUUGGUUUUAAGAAGUGGAAGAGCCAUGUGACAUCACGCCCCCUAGAGGACAGAUCUGAGAUUGUAAAGUCACUCUACAAAGAGGAGUCCCCAGCUCUAGGAAGAGUUAGUUUGUUCAAGCCUGGUAACUUUGUAUAUGUGGUGCUGUUUGGCUGGUGGGUGGCUCUGAUUUACCUUCUACUUGCUCUCAUCAUGGGGCUUACUAUAAUAGGACGUCAGUAUACAUUUUUCUGUCUCAAAUUAGCAAAAUAUUUCAUCUGGCCAUUUGGAAAGUUCAUCCACAAAAAAGCUUCUGAUGUUAUCCUUCAAGAUGAUAUGUCUCCCAAUGGAAGAGUUAGGAGGGAUGCCACCAUGGAGGAGAGAAGGUAUGAAAGUUUCACACACUCUCCCGAGGAGUCCACCACUCUUUUGUCUGACAAUAAAGGAAUAGAGAGGACUAGAAGCUCAAAUGAUCCCAUGGCACAUAGAAUUUCAGCAUAUUGGAAACGUCCCAGUACCUAUGUAUGGCUGAUACUAGGGUUUCCCAUAGCUGUCAUUGUACACUGUUUGGUGUGUUUCCUUAGUUGGUUGACGGUCAUCUUUAUUCCCAUAUCAAAGAUAAAUGCAAAAACAAUUAGACGGAUCUUGCUGUUGCCCCCAGAUGUCAUGGAGAUAGACUCAGCUGACAUGAAUGUUAGGCAGCCCCAGGGAGAGAUUAUUAUGUUUACAACCAAUGCAGCAAAUCUCUAUUUUUACAAAUACACAGUGGAUGGAAUGAAUGUUAUCUUAGUUAGCUAUCUGGAUCCUGACAACACCUACACCUCUGACAUCACAAAGUUCGUCCUUGCCCUACUAGCAAUUAUACCCUUAGCCUACUAUAUUGGUAUGGCCAUAGCUAGUAUUUCGGCGCAGAGCAACUUUGCAGUGGGUGCAGUACUAAAUGCAACAUUUGGAUCUGUGGUGGAGAUAACCCUUUAUAUAACAUCCCUUUUAAAGGGAAUUGAGAAGAAAACAAGCUGUUAUUCUGAGCUUGUCAAAUCUGCAUUGACAGGAACUCUAUUGGCUACCAUGCUGUUGAUUCCUGGCAUAUGUAUGGUGCUGGGAGGUAUCAAGUACAGGGUGCAGAGGUUUAAUCCAAGAUCCCAGGGUGUUAGUUCAUCUCUACUGUUUGUUUCAGUAGCAGGAGCAUUUGCGCCAUCUAUAUUCUCGAAAGCAUAUGGUACGCUGGAAUGUGCUAAAUGUGUCAAUUCAUCAACAAUGGCAACCAUUAACUCGACAGAAAACAUCACAUGGGGAUUACAGUGUACUGACUGCUACAAUUCUGUGUUUGGUAUUAGCGGAGACAAAACUAUAUACAACACUCACAUAAGACCGCUGGUCUACACAUGUGCUAUGUUGCUUCCCCUGGCUUACAUUGUGGGACUGGUUUUCUCCCUGAAGACACACAGGAGCCAUAUAUAUGACACCUUCAAGUCUGAUGCUGUGGAAGGUCCAGGUCAUGGGGUCCAUUGGGGUCGUAUAAAGAGUGCUAUAAUCCUUCUCGUGUCUACUGUUCUGAUGUCCCUUGCAGCUGACCUGGUCACUGAACAUAUUCACCCGUUGUUACAAACUUCUGGUGUCUCAAUCUAUUUCUUUGGGGUGACUCUACUUGCACUUGUUCCUGACAUUCCUGAGAUUGUUAAUGGGAUCCAAUUUGCAUUACAGAACAAUAUUUCCCUCAGUAUUGAAGUAGCCAACUGUAUUGCAGUCCAAGUGUGUCUCCUACAGAUCCCUAUCUUAGUACUGGCAAAUGUAAUAAAAGAUUUAGGGCUGAUCCUUGUGUUUACAGACAUUCAUCUCUGGUCUGUUAUAUUUGCUGUCAUUAUGAUGAAUUAUGUCUUUCAAGAUGGAAAAUCAAACUAUUUCCAAGGUACAGCCCUUGUGUUGGUCUACCUAGCCUUGAUUGCUAUGUAUUUCUUUGCGCCAAACCCAAGAGGAGCCGAAUGUUAGAUCUUCCAAUAUGUCCAUAUCCUUAAAGACAAAUACAGUGAAUAGAUGUCUUUUAAACCUAGAUUUGAAAUAGUUCAGUUUAACUGUGUGCUGGGUACAUACAAGUUUAUUUACUGUCUCUAUUGAUGUACAUAACUAUGUGCAGUACAUAAAUGCUUACAAUGCGUAUUGAAAUUGUAGUACAGUAUUUACUAAAUAUGGUGAAAGUUUGCAUAAGGAAAUAUACUACUAGAGGGCUAGCACAGAAGGAUAUUGAUGGACCCUAGUAUUCAUAACGAUUCAUUCAGUGCCUGAACUUUUUACAGUAUAAGUGAAACUGUGGUGAAAGUUGACUUUUUGGUCAAGAAAACAGCUAGGGCUGUCACAGAAUUGAGACCUGAACUUUGAAGAAAUCUACUCUUUCUUGAAAAGGUCCGCCUUUCGCACCAGAAAAAAUGGUCCACUGAGUUAAUGGAUGACUCAAGUAAGAAUUUGCUAUUCAGAAAUACAAGGAGUCGUGAUUCAAACAGUGAAUUUCAUAUGAGAAGUAAAUGUAAAAAAGUUUGAUAGAAAGAAACAUUUUUAGCCACCCUGGAAAAUGCCUUGGUCCAGAGGGCAGAUAUAUUACCCAAGGAGUAUAAUCCUAAUAUCAAACUGGUAUAUAUGGAAUAGCCUUCAUCUUAAAUACA
Owenia fusiformis is the source of this 2864-nucleotide messenger RNA. NCBI's taxonomy places the organism in Eukaryota, Metazoa, Annelida, Polychaeta, Sabellida, Oweniidae. The record is from the annotation of a GenBank genome assembly.